AUGCCCGGUGCUUCCUCAUCGCUUGUGGUCAAAUUUGCUGACACGGAGAAGGAGCGGCAGUUGCGCCGAAUGCAGCAAAUGGCCGCCCAAAUGGGUUUGCUCAAUCCAGUACUGGUCACUCAGGCUGGCGUCUAUAAUGCUGCUUACCAACAGGUCAGCAAAAAAAUUUUCGUAUUAAUUUGCAGAUUCUAA
Messenger RNA from Gongylonema pulchrum, 192 nucleotides. Lineage: Eukaryota; Metazoa; Nematoda; Chromadorea; Rhabditida; Gongylonematidae. The record is from the annotation of a GenBank genome assembly.